CCCCCCACCCCACACCAGCUGCUAAAGGGUUCCUUCAGAUCCACAUACUCACACACACUCACAUUGCAUAAAGCUCAAUACGGUUGUUGAAUAAAUAAAUAAAUAGAGAGAGAGAGAGAGGGGAUUUGUUUUGUGUAAAUUAUUUUGGGGGUUUUCAUAUAAAGGGGGUGUGCGUUUAUGGUUUGCGUUGUUCUAUGAUUGCUGGUGUGGAGGAGGAAGAAGCAGUGCGUUUUAUGAAGGAUCGGUUUGUCUUUGUAUAUAACAAUAAUUCGAAGCGUACGAGGUGGGACUGCUCCUUCACCAUCCGAAGCCGCGGUCGGUGGGGGAAAUGUGGCUGAUUAAUAAAACAUUUCUUCAGAAAAGAUAAUUGAAAUUAUUCAUUCCAUUCUUCUUGAAUUAGGAGCUGCUGCUGCUGCUCAGUUUUUUUUUUGGUGCGGGGUUUAAGUUUCCUUGACAAUGCAGCCAGAUCAUCGAAAGAAAAGUUCUGCAGAGAUGGAAUUCUUUUCUGAAUAUGGUGAUGCAAGCAGGUAUAAGAUCCAAGAAGUCGUAGGCAAAGGGAGCUAUGGUGUUGUUUGCUCAGCAAUCGACACUCACACAGGUGAAAAAGUGGCAAUUAAAAAAAUACACGAUAUCUUUGAACACAUUUCAGAUGCUGCUCGAAUUCUCCGAGAAAUAAAGCUUCUAAGGCUUCUACGACACCCGGAUAUUGUCGAAAUUAAACACAUUAUGCUUCCACCUUCAAGGAGAGAAUUUAAAGAUAUUUAUGUUGUUUUUGAGCUAAUGGAAUCGGAUCUACAUCAAGUUAUUAAGGCUAAUGAUGACUUGACGCGCGAACAUUAUCAGUUUUUCCUUUACCAAUUGCUCCGCGCCCUUAAAUAUAUUCACACAGCUAGUGUAUAUCAUCGAGAUUUAAAACCAAAGAAUAUUCUGGCAAAUGCAAACUGUAAACUGAAAAUAUGUGAUUUUGGAUUGGCUAGAGUAGCACUCAGUGACACACCUACAACAAUAUUUUGGACGGACUACGUUGCCACAAGAUGGUAUAGGGCUCCAGAAUUAUGUGGCUCUUUUUUCUCAAAGUAUACACCAGCAAUUGACAUAUGGAGUAUUGGCUGCAUUUUCGCUGAGGUUUUGACGGGGAAGCCUCUUUUUCCUGGAAAGAAUGUCGUUCACCAGCUUGAUUUGAUAACUGAUCUUCUCGGAACACCUUCAAUGGAUACCAUUUCUCGCGUGCGGAAUGAAAAGGCUAGAAGAUAUCUUACAAGCAUGAGAAAGAAGCAGCCAAUACCUUUUGCUCAGAAAUUUCCAAAUGCUGAUCCACCGGCUCUUCGUUUAUUGGAGAAACUACUUGCUUUUGAUCCAAAAGACCGUCCAACUGCACAGGAGGCACUGGGUGAUCCAUACUUUAAGGGAUUGGCGAAAGUUGAGAGAGAACCAUCAAGCCAACCGAUUUCAAAGAUGGAAUUUGAAUUUGAGAGGCGAAGAGUGACGAAAGAGGAUAUCCGAGAGUUGAUAUUCCGUGAGAUAUUAGAGUACCACCCUCAGCUGCGGAAUGAUUACAUUAACGGAAUUGAGAGAACUAAUUUUCUCUAUCCUAGUGCUGUUGAUCAGUUUAAAAAUCAGUUUGCUCAUUUGGAAGAAAAUGGUGGUAAAAGUGGACCUGUUAUUCCACUUGAAAGAAAGCAUGUUUCUCUUCCUAGGUCUACAGUUGUACAUUCCAACACAGUACCUCCAAAGGAGCAGACAACUAUCGCAAAAGCUCACAAUAGUUCAUCAAGAACCUUGCAACCACCACAAAGAUUCUCACAAGCUAAACCAGGCAAAGUUGUUGGUCCAGUUUUGCCUUACGAGAAUGGAAACCCCAUAAAAGAUUCGUAUGAUCCUAGAACGGUGGUCAAAAGUACGGUCCUGUCCUCUCAUAUAAUUCCCUCGUCUAAUUGGUAUAAUAGAAAUGGGCAAGGGAAGACAGAAAGAUCUGUUGAUAUAGCCAUAGAGAUAGAUAGCAACCCGUUUUUUAUGACCCGGGCUGGAGGAACAAAGUUGGACCAUGUUGAAAAUAGAGUCGUAAUUGACACAAAUCUGCUGCUUCAAGGCAAAGCUCAGUACGGUGGUGCCUCCAACAGGAAAGUAGCCCCCGUUCAGUAUGGAAUGGCUAGGAUGUAUUAAUGGGGAUGGGUGUAUAUUACCACGUGAGCAAAAAUAAGUACUUAUAUCUUCUUUCCGUGGGGUUGGUGCAUACUGCGUAGUUAAGGUGAUUAAAUUUCUCGGAGAAAUGAUAAAUAUGGUGAUAGUUAAAGUUUUCCAGUUUCAAAUUGUGCUGUUGGGAACCUUUUGGUAGUGCUGUAGAUGAUAGUAAUAUCAUUGUACAUUUUAAACAAAAUUACAUACGUAUACAUGUGGAUGUGUGUAUAAUGCAUAUUGAAUAUAUAAACGUGUACGAUUGGUUAUUAUUAUCUGUAAGUUGUCUUACACGAGACAUUUUUUUAUAGCUUAAAUGAAAGAUGUUUCUUGG
Molecule: messenger RNA, 2509 nt
Organism: Erythranthe guttata (spotted monkey flower)
Lineage: Eukaryota; Viridiplantae; Streptophyta; Magnoliopsida; Lamiales; Phrymaceae
Product: mitogen-activated protein kinase 20
Biological process (GO): protein phosphorylation
Molecular function (GO): MAP kinase activity; ATP binding
Source: RefSeq, a predicted model, not a curated record